Amaranthus tricolor (Joseph's coat) is the source of this 2031-nucleotide messenger RNA. RefSeq names its product probable serine/threonine-protein kinase PBL25. Gene Ontology annotation, biological process: protein phosphorylation. The transcript is spliced from 5 exons. Bases 524 to 1819 code for a protein of 431 amino acids. Gene Ontology annotation, molecular function: protein kinase activity; ATP binding. The record is from RefSeq and is a predicted model, not a curated record. NCBI's taxonomy places the organism in Eukaryota, Viridiplantae, Streptophyta, Magnoliopsida, Caryophyllales, Amaranthaceae.
AAAUCUAAGACGAUACAAUUUGGCACCCACGUCAUAACCCAAAAACAUCCUAAAUUCGUGCCUCCAUUUUCGGCGAUAAUUCAAACCCAAACAACUCUUGCUCUUCUUCAUUUCAUCUUCUCUCUCUUCUUUCCUCCCUCCAUUGUUGAUUCCAUUUCUCUGUUAUCCAUCUCUAUUCCUUUUUUAUAAUCGAGUUUUUUGUUGUUUUCUUAUUCUUACAUUGUUCAUCUUUUUUGUUCUUGAUUCGUCAAAUUUUGGUAAAUUUUCAACCAUUUUCUCUGUUUUCACGCCCACAAAUCCCAAUUACAAUUUCUGCAACCUCACCAAAUCUAACGUCAAUUGAAUGCAAUGUAUAUUUCGAUCAGCUGCAUGAAUUCUGUUUGACAAAAGGCCUAGAAUCAAAUUAAACUUUCACAUUAUCAUUUUUGAUAUUGACGGAAAAAAUUUGAAGAUAGAUAAUAGAUAAUCUAAAGUUUAUACUCCUAUAAAAUAUAAUUUCUGUGGUAUUUCCAGAAAGGUGAGAAUGAGUUGUUUUCCAUGCUUUUCCUCACACAGAAAGAAAGCAUCAAGGAGGUUCCAUAGCCCACUUGGAGAUGUACGUUCUAAUGGUUCUUCUAUGCUAAACAAUCAAUGGAUUGAAACUCAGCCAGCUAACAGUAAAUUAAAGGAAAGCAAGGACAGUAAGGAAAAUAAUAUAGCAGCACAGACUUUCACUUUCAGAGAACUAGCUAAUGCAACAAAGAAUUUUCGUUCGGAAUGUUUGGUAGGUGAAGGUGGAUUUGGAAGAGUAUACAGAGGCCAACUUUCAACAGGACAGACUAUUGCAGUAAAGCAACUUGAUAGAAAUGGAGUACAAGGGAACAGAGAAUUUCUUGUAGAGGUUCUGAUGCUUAGCCUUUUACAUCAUCCAAAUUUGGUUAAUCUUAUUGGAUAUUGUGCUGAUGGAGAUCAAAGGCUCUUAGUGUAUGAAUACAUGUCUUUAGGAUCUUUGGAAGACCAUCUACUUGAUAUUCCACAAGAACAAAGACCAUUAGAAUGGUACAAAAGAAUGAGGAUUGCUUUGGAUGCUGCCAAGGGUCUAGAAUAUCUUCAUGAUAAAGCAAAUCCUCCGGUCAUAUACAGGGACUUGAAAUCAUCUAAUAUCUUGCUAGAGAAGGAUUUUCAUGCUAAACUCUCUGAUUUUGGACUAGCAAAGUUAGGUCCUACAGGAGACAAAGCAUAUGUUUCAACCAGAGUUAUGGGAACAUAUGGAUAUUGUGCACCCGAAUACCAAAGGACUGGUCAAUUGACACCUAAGUCGGAUGUGUAUAGUUAUGGAGUUGUCUUACUUGAGCUAAUUACCGGUCGAAGAGCUAUCGACACCAACAGACCAAGUAAUGAGCAGAAUCUUAUCACUUGGGCACAAGCAUAUUUAGGUAAUCCAAGCAAAUACCAUGAGUUGGCAGAUCCACUUCUAGGAGGGGAUUAUCCAGAGAAAGGUCUAAACCAGGCAGUGGCAAUAGCAGCAAUGUGCCUUCAAGAAGAAGAAACAGCGCGGCCUUUCAUGAGUGAUGUAGUGACUGCCCUCAAUUAUCUGACAUUAAGCUCAGAAAAUGGUUGUAAUUCUCCCUCCGGCAAUUCGUCUCCUGACACCGAGUACACUGAUUAUACCGAGUGUUUGAACCCUCAAAUCCAAGAUAAUGAGUAUCAAGACCGCCAACGAGCUUUAGCUGAAGCCAUGGAAUGGGGUUCUACCCACACUGCUAUAUCUCGUGCUACUAGCAAAAGCUCAUCGUGUGUUGAUCUCAAAACACUAAAAAUUUUCCCUGCAGUGAGCUGAUCAAUAAUUUUAUCCGCCCUGCAGUUCGUAUUCGCUAUGAGUCUGCAGUGUGUUUGUGUUCGGGUUUGCGAAGUUGACAAGAUGCAAUUGCAUAUUACAUAUAUGAGAAAAAUGUUGUGUUUUCAAUUUCUACAUUUUUGGACAUGAUUCAUAUUUGAGGGGGAAACGCUCAAUUAUGCAACAAAUUUUGUAAAUAACAUCUUUAUUUGCCA